Messenger RNA from Chelonia mydas (Green sea turtle), 1145 nucleotides. It is a transcript of the gene IL18, whose product is annotated as interleukin 18. The transcript is spliced from 6 exons. NCBI's taxonomy places the organism in Eukaryota, Metazoa, Chordata, Testudines, Cheloniidae. Bases 119 to 721 code for a protein of 200 amino acids. Gene Ontology annotation, molecular function: cytokine activity. The record is from RefSeq and is a predicted model, not a curated record. Gene Ontology annotation, biological process: inflammatory response; immune response.
GAGCAGGCAGCGUGCGCUGCGCUCUCCCCGCCUCCAGCCGGGCUGCGCUCCUCCCUCCCCGGCUUCUGGCUGCGCUGCGCAUUGCGCUCCGGACUCGGCUGCAGGAGGCAGAGUGAAGAUGAGCUGUGAAGAGAUCCGUAUGUUUGCAGUGAAAUUUGGGCAAGACUUUGACCUCUAUUUUGCAGAUGAUGAAGGUCUGGAGUGCGACAACUGGAAGAAGGAACACUCCCUACAGCACCAGAUCUUUCGAAACACAUCUAAUCAGGUACUCGUGGUACAGCCAGGACCAGAGAAUACUGUCACGAAUGUAUUUGAGUCUAUGGCAGAUCAAGAGAUGAUACCAGGAUGCGGAGUGCAUUUCACCAUCCACUAUUACAAAGACUACACGUUGGAGGAAGGGUUGCCUGUGGCAUUCAGCGUCCUGGUAGAAAACAAGACUUACUGUAUGUACUGCACACAUGAAAGUGGGGAAAAGACUAUUCGAUUUAGGGAAGAAGAAGUUCCCAGAGAAAUUCAUGAACAAAGCAGUGACAUCAUCUUCAUCCAAAAGUCAGUUUCACCAAUACACACAAAAGCAUUCAAAUUUGAAUCUUCACUAAUGCGAGGCUACUUUUUGGCCUUUCAGAAAGAAGAGGACUUAAGCAAACUGAUUUUAAAGCAAUGUGAAAAUGAAGACCAAGUGGAUGAAUCCAUAUAUAUGACUGUCUCCCAAAUAAACUGAUUUGAUAACGUACCAUACACAAGCAAUAUCUUGGCCAUUUUUAUCCAACUUUUAUUACUUAAGUGGUCAAAUUAUCUCUAUGCUAAACUGUGUAACCACUCAAACACACAGCCUCCGGGCACUGAGUUAAGUUCCUCGGGGUUUGUGCUGAGUUUAUUGGCUCCAGGACUAACACUUUUCAAUUCUUACCUGCAGCUGAGAGCAAAUACUGAAACAUAAAUUGGUGGACAUGGAGCUUAGGAAUUUUAUGAUCAUAGAGAUGAACGUCUGUUGCUAGUUACAACGGCUUCUAUGGUAAGGCUGCUAUUACCACAAUGCCUUCUCCAAAAAAAAAAAGUAAGUCUUUGCAUAAGAUUGUCAUUGCCAACUUUUUGAAUUAAGUAUUACAUUUGGAAUUAAAUGAACCUUUUGAUUUUUUUUUUAA